This is a messenger RNA of Argentina anserina (silverweed cinquefoil), 852 nucleotides long. RefSeq names its product putative F-box/FBD/LRR-repeat protein At3g49040. Lineage: Eukaryota; Viridiplantae; Streptophyta; Magnoliopsida; Rosales; Rosaceae. The record is from RefSeq and is a predicted model, not a curated record. Gene Ontology annotation, molecular function: protein binding. The transcript is spliced from 3 exons. The coding region runs from base 1 to 852 and encodes 283 amino acids.
AUGAUCAGUGCAUUGCCGGAUGAUCUCUUAGUUAGUAUAGUGUCUUUGAUGCCCCUAAAGGAAGCUGCAGCUACUAGUGUUCUAUCUACUCGAUGGCGCCAUAUCUGGACAUUUGUUACCACUCUCGAUUUUCAGCAUGAUAUUCUUUUUCAACUGCGUUCAUACAAACGAGUAAGAAUAGAGUCCGAACUUGAUAGUUGUUGCUUGAAGUACCUCAAAGCUCUAGAUUUCAGGUCUGUUACAGGACUUAUGGGACACGUUCUUGAGCGUUUCUUGUCUCAUUGCCCACUUCUUGAGCGAUUAACAGUGGUUCGUGCUUUAAGGAUGGAUACUUUUAGAGUUAUCGGUCCGUCCUUUGAAUUGGAAAGGACCAUUUCGGAAUAUUAUGAGAUAUUAAUGGAGCCUUGGCGUCAUAAGAGAGAAGUGGAGAUUAAGCAAGCUCCCAAAUACUCACAUCAUUUCCUUAGGGUAGUGGAAGUUGCAGAGUAUCAUGGUCGUAUCGGUGAUUUAAAACUUGUCAGGUACGUGAUAGAGAAUGCUGUUGAACUUAAAGAACUUGUUGCCCAUCCUGUUCGAGAGUGGUAUUCUCGUGAGAACAUCAUGUUUAAUAUGGGUAACAGAGAUGGAGUGAAGAGGAAAGAAAAGUUGGUAAGAAAACAAGCUAUUCAGAAGCUUAGAGAACUGGUGCCCUCUACUGUAGAGUUGAUAUGCAGGCUGGAGCAACCGCUUUCAUUAUCAGCGACUGCCAUUGAAUCCGUUAAAAGGCCAAUGGGACUAUUAUUUUCAAGAGACUUGUCUUCACAUUUACCCCUUUCCAGAAUAUGGAAUUGUCAGGAAUAUUACUCUACUUGA